Messenger RNA from Helicoverpa armigera (cotton bollworm), 7720 nucleotides. It is a transcript of the gene Apaf-1, whose product is annotated as apoptotic protease-activating factor 1. Lineage: Eukaryota; Metazoa; Arthropoda; Insecta; Lepidoptera; Noctuidae. The record is from RefSeq and is a predicted model, not a curated record. Bases 265 to 4980 code for a protein of 1571 amino acids. The transcript is spliced from 21 exons. Gene Ontology annotation, molecular function: protein binding; ADP binding. Gene Ontology annotation, biological process: regulation of apoptotic process.
AGUUGCUGAUCGGCCUUGGCAAUCGACGAGCGGUCAACGACUUUAUAUAUGUUCUCGAAUUUUUAAAUAAUGUUGUUUACUUACCUAGUUAUGUAGGUGUCUUCUACCGACAAGGUCGAUGUUAAGUCAUUGGUUAUUCUCAGUGUAAAACUUAAUUUGCAUGCGUGUACUAGUGCCUUGGAUUACAUAAAGAUAUCCUCUACACUGUUUUACGUUUAAAUGUUUAAUUGUGACUUUUGUUAAGAUGAAAAGUGAACCGGGAAAAUGGACCUUAACAAGCGGCUGCUGCUGCAAAAGCACCAGCAGGACAUUAUCGAUGAUCUAGAUGUGGUGUAUAUUUAUGAUGAGCUGUUCACAAAAAACGUCAUUUCAGCCGAAGAGUUCCAACAUAUUCUCAAUGUUAACUCUCGCGUCGAAAAAACUCGAUUCUUAUUGGAAUCGUUGAUCCGUAGUGGUAGCAACAAGUCCUAUGAGGCCUUUGUAGACAGCCUUCAUAAAGACUAUAAGUGGCUUUGGGAGAAACUGGCCAUAGAGAACAACAAUCCGAUGCCUAAUGAUAGUUUUGAGGACAGCCUUAGCAAAGGCGAUGUGCCGAGGCUGCCGGACCAUCAUGUGAGAAGAGCAAAAGUGGAACAAAUUGUAGCAGAUAGCCUUAAAGCGCUGACGCGACAUAAGGUCUUGGCAAUUCAUGGAAUGCCUGGCUCGGGGAAGACUUGUGUCGUGCUCAGUGCUUUACGAGAUAACCCUGAUCUGGUUACCAACAACUUCAACGGCGUGGUAUUCUGGGUCAACUUUGGCAACUGUAAGACUGACGAUGACAUUAUUUUUCAGCAAAGCAAACUAUUAAGAAAAGCGUCCUCAAUUUACACGCAAAAUUCGUACAUGAACUCAACAAUUUCUAUGUCGAGUAUUGGCUCUAAUGGCGAUAGUCACUCCUCAUCAAAUUACGAGUGGACCAUGAUCGAUCUCAAGGACAAACUGAAGGCCCAGUUCUCUGAGACGCCUUUGAAAGAAUCCCUUCUUAUCUUAGACGAGGUGAACGAUAAGAAAGGCUUGGAAGCUUUCGAUAUCGGAUGCAAGAUUCUGGUGACUACAAGGGACACGAGUGUGGUUGCUAACUAUCAUCCGCAGAUCAUCAAAAUAGAAAACAGCUUAGAAGAAAAAGAAUCUUUAGAAAUCUUCGCUUUAUCUCUUGAAGUACCUGUGUCCAAGCUACCGUGGCAGGCUAAGAAAAUACAUGAGAUUUGCAAAGGAAGUCCGUUCAACAUCGGCCUCAUUGGAGCCCAGUUGGCCGAAAAUAGGGAGCGAUUGAUCGACGACCCAAAACGAUGGAAUUACUAUGUUAAAGAGCUGAAGAAAAAGAACCAUUUUUCAUUCAUCCCAACAAGUCAGUCCUACAAUCCAAUGAAAACAAUUGAAGUGUGCAUCAACUCUUUAAACGACACAGUUCUUCCAUUAUUUAAGAAGCUCAAAAUUCUCCCAGAUAAUGUCAAAGUAUCUGCCAAAGUUUUAAGCAAACUAUGGAAUAUUGACGCUACGAAAGUAGAAUCGAUUAUGAAGGAAUUGCGAAGUAAAUCGUUAAUAAUCGAGUUCUACGAUCGAGAGCAGAGAAACUAUAUGUACGAAAUACAUGAUCUUAUUAUGAAAUACUUGAAGAGUACGAAUGAGGAUGACUGCAAGAAGUUGCACUCAGAAUUCCUUAAUAGUUACAACUAUAAUAUCACAAACCCACCUUUAGAUAUUGUGGAUGACGGUUAUAUAGCCUUUUACAUCGGCUAUCAUAUCAAACAUACGGAAAAUGUACACGAUAAGUGGAGCCUUUUCAACAAAUUGUUCUUGAAUCUGAAGUUUUUGGGAAACAAAGUCAGGGCGACGGGUACAGCUGAUGUGGUGUCGGAUUUACAGAACUAUGAAAGUUAUAUUAUCAAACAUGAAUUAGACAGGGAACUGCUAAACAGCAUCAAAGCGUUCCUAAUCACGCACGGAACUGAUCUAUUCCAUUACCCUUGCACCGACAUUAUUCAGAGCAUUCUGCAAAACGAAUCGAAAGGCAUACUCUAUUCGAAAGCAUCGCAGAUAGCUCAGGAAAAUUGCAAUAACAAUGAGCUGUAUUUUGAUUUUCUCCAUGAACAGAACGUGGAUGAGAUCAAACACUCUACAAUUGACGUGAAGGACACCAUCACGGCUGUAUGCUUUCUAAAGGAUUACGUACUUGUCGGUACUAACUCCGGUCUCAUUAAGUUCUUCCACAUCUUCACGAACAAACUUCGCAAAGAGCUCCGCGGUACGGGGUCGCCUAUCAAAUGGAUCGGUGUAUCAUGUGCUACGUUCCCGCCAGUUGUGGCCGCUUUAGCUUACGACGGAGUUAUCAAACUGUGGUACGUUGACGACAUCGAUUGCGAAGAGACUGAUGAUGUUAUUGAAGAAGAACCUGAAGAAAACUACAAAUACAAUAACAGCUACGCAGACACAGAAACCAUUCAGGGCUCAUACCUAAACUGCAGAUGGGCGAACAACGAAAAGUACCUAAUUUUACACACCAACAAGAAGAUUAUCUUCUAUGAUCCAUACAGAAAUGAACGAAAUAAGGUUUUCAAAACUAUACAAGAUUUCGACCGAGAUAGGGAGAUUUUAUGCUGUGUCCCUUACAAUUAUGACAAGCAUAUCAUCGUGGCCACAGACGGUAAUACGAAGCUGGUCGAAGUUAUCGACUUGAAGACUAAUAGCAGAGUCAUUACUUUCGAAGAGACUGAUAUAGUUUUAGAUCUGGUUACAGUUCCUCGUAGCAACAAAAUCAUUACACUAAAACCCAACGAAAUUAUGGAGCAUGAAAUUAGAUUGAACUCCAGUACAUUAAAAUCGAGUACUUGUCGAUGUCGAAGAGUUAUUUUAAGUGAUGAUAUUAAAGAGAAUAUGUUGUUCUUGACUGUUGCUGUGAAUAAAACUGGGACUCUGUUGUUUGUGUCUACUGAUGAUAGCCGAGUCGUGUGUAUUGAUCUGAAGACUUAUACUUGGAGCUUUGAUUUGGAGAAUCGGAGGGGUAACGUAGUAGCAAUGGCAGUGAGUGAGAUGAUGUGGGAUGAAUUCGAGCCCGGUUCUGAUGUACUACUCACCGGUACCGGUUGUAUUGAAGAUUCUGCCAAAGUCUGGUACUUGGACGCUUCGUAUAUUUCACAAACGGCGCAGAAGAAUGGGAGAGUACGUCUAACAACAAAAUUCGACGUGAGUUUCGUCAACCCUCUUUCGCCGCACACACCCAACUCAAAUUCACCUAACAGUGGCACUGAGAGUGUUAACCCUUCACCUAGAAGGCACCAAUCAUUUGCCAACCAUCAUCAAAGAGAGGUCACCAAAACACUACUUAAAAAUUCCAUGAGCUUAGAUAGAAGCUCACUAAAACCGUUGAAUUUGAAAGGAAUUUGUAACAACAAUGAAAAUAUUCUCCAACCCUUAUUGGCUGUGGUCGAUGAUAAGAAUAAUAUUCAGGUAAUGCGCGGAAGAAAAGUUUUAACAGAAAUCAUCGAAGAAUCAGACAAAUAUAUUACCCGAGUAAAAAUCUCUCCGUGCAAUCAGUACAUUAUUUACGGACUGAAAUCCGGUACCGUGAAAAGAUAUACGUUACGUACGAAAGUUAAUAAAGAAAUAUUGGAUAUUUACUGCCCAGUGCAAUAUUUGAACUUUGUCAAUCCUAAUUUGUUGAUCGUUGCGGGUAAGAAUACGUGUUUGAUGGCUUAUCGGUUGACUGUGAAUGGUGUCUGGGAGCCUGAAAUGAUGCAGAGGGGUAACAAUAAUCUUGGAUCGCAGGAGAUACUCAAUGAUCUUCAGGACUUGAGGGGCCCAGGAUUUGUCUCGACAGGAGACAGAGAAACCAAACCAUUGGCGAUGAGACUCCAACACAAAAUUUCGUCGUUGUUUCUUGGAUGUGUCAAAAAAAAGAACGGCCACUCCGAAAGACUGCCAAGUUCAGGAAGCGAUAACAGUAUCUCUUCAAGAGAUCGAUUAUUCCCUAACGGAGAGCAUAAAAGUCUUUGCAAAGGCAGUGGGCUCGUCGAGUGCUUUUACGUUAAAGACUUAGGAAUUAUUACCAUUGAGUAUAAUGCUACUAUCAAGCUGUGGGAUGAUAGUUUGAAACUUCGCACAAUACUGAAUGGAAGGCAGGCCGAUGUGUGCAUCACUUCGGCCGCUUUGCAGAAUAAUGUGCUUGUUAUUUGUGAGAAGAAUAAUAACGCUUUUCAGACAUUUCAACUUAAAGUAGGCGAUGAUGUAGAACUGCAAACUAUCCAGGAAUAUAGAUUGAACAACGCCAUUAUCUCAUGCGAUCUGACAGCCGACGGGAAUAUACUCGCUUUGGGACUCGAUUCCGGAAUGGUUGUGGUAUGGAACGUGCGAAGUCAGCGUCAACUAAGCCUACUAAAGCACCACAAGUCGAAAGUCCACUGGUGUUCAUUCUCCCCAGUCCCAGAGCGUUCUAACCGCAACUCUAUGACGUCAUCACCCCAUCCCGUGCAGUCGCCCUACCACUUCCCUUCCACGCAAGACGAUGACGACAGUGAACAGCCGCCAUUAGUGCUCGUUACCAUGGCAACGGAGAUUGUUUGGUGGAAUAUCACGCAGGUUAUGAAGGCGCAGAAGUUUAAGAUGGGAAAGAGAACGUACAACGUAAUGUCACCGAUCGGCAGCCCGCUAGAGAACAGAGGCGACACGCCGAAUGCUAACAACAGUUCUAAUACAAGCGCCGCAGCACAUUGCAAUUUCUUCUUCGGAGACGGGUACGAUAUGCCUCAACAAUGCUGGAAAGCUAUCUGGAAGAAGAAAACAUGCAAACAAGGUUCAAAAAGAAAAGAAAUCUUAGCCUGCAUCAAACUAUCAGGUAUGAACGCGAAGAGGCUGAGCCACGACGAUAAAUUCUCCUGUUUCGUCACCGUGGACAAUCCCGGCCAUAUUCACAUCAUGAACGUUAUGCGGACGAAUAAUACAUAGCAUACGAUCACUGCCAUAUUGUGCCCUAUGUGAAGCAAUAUUCAUGUCACUUACAUCCUUUCACCGCUAAGAACCAAGUAAAUAGGUUUUAUUCAAAAGGUUGUGCCAAGCGUUCCAUUUCUGAACGGAUAAUGUUGUGUCACUUCUCGCAGGGUUGUGAUUGGUCGAUGUUAUUUGUGGCCAAUUGUAUGCUGUAUGGAGUGUGGAUUUAUAGAGAAUUUAAAACGCCAAAUAAAUUAAUGAGAUUAUCUUAUGUAUACAGUCAAAAUAAAUUCAAUGCAAAAUAAAGGUGCUACUUUUCAUAUAAUUUUGUAAAAAGAAACCGAACUGACAGUUAUUAGUGCCAAAUAAUUUACUUAAUUUUAUCUAAAAUAGAAUUAUUAUAUCUAGGGAUGGGUAGGUGAAGGGUUGUUUUAGCGGUAAAAGGAUAAUAAACUAUUACAUAUCAAUUAUAAAGACGACUGUAGUAACUAUCUGCUCAAUGAAAUACUUAAGGACUAAACACUGCCUUCAAUGCAUUUAUUUUUAAAUAGUGAAAUAAUACUCGUAACAUUAUUGUUUAGAAAGUGCUCGCGGUUAUAUUACUUACUAUAUUAGGUGCUAUUAUUUUUGUCACAAAUUGUAAUCAAUACGUAAAGUGAAUACUUUUUACUGGAAACUUGCAAACAUUUUAUUGUUUUAUAGUACUUUAAAUGAGUAGUUUGAUUAUUAUGCCACGUUACUCAGGAGCGUAAAUGACAAUUAUAUACUAAACUAGAAUACUUUUUGAGAUUCUCAUUUCUCUGUGCUAGUCCUUUGCAUUUUUUCUUAACCACACAUCAAUGGAUAUUGCUUUACAUAGCUAUGUUAUAUCAUGAACUGUUAUUUUAUAGAAUAGUACAUUUUAGUAUGAGUUUAUUGUAACGUCAAUCCCACCAGUAGUGGUAUGCUCUAUUUGAUUUGGGUAAACUAUCACCACAUUAGUUGAAAUUAAAUUAUUUUUUAAUCCUUUGGCUAAGUAGAUGCAAUUAAAUAAAUACCUACUGCAUGUGGGUGUGGGUGGCCCAGAUCGAAACUAACUAUAAUUUGAAUGUUUUUUCGAUAGUUAAUAAUUAAAAUCAAUUAUUUUAUUUCUUAUGAUUAUGUAUGUAGGGGGUUUUUUGUAUUUAACCCUGAAGAUAUUCUAAAAAUACAUGCAAUAAACUUAUGAAUUUUUGAAUGCAGGUGACUGUUAGUUUGUUACAAAAUUCGGUAAUCUCUAGAAAAUAUCUGUUUUUUUGGGGCUCAAAGAUUACAAACGAGUUAUGUGCCAUUUUUCGGCUUUUUAGAAAUAAUUAAUGAAUCUUUAGGUUAAAGGAAGAAAAAUGAAAUAUGUUUAUUCUUUUGAACAAUUAAGAGUACAUACGUGAAUAGAGCUCACUUUGUUUGCUCAUCGUACUUUAAAUGCCCAGAACAAUUCCAAUAUACUCUAUGCUUAGGGCAAUUCUUAUAUGUAAUUAUGUUAAGUCCAUGAUAGAUCUCCCUGUUAAACAUAAUUUUGUAAUUUUUAUGAACUAAAUAAUGUAAUGGUGCUUAAUAAUAAGACGUAGUAUAUAAACGUUUAUAUUUACCGACAACUAUAAAUUCAAAUAAAUUUACGACUGCUUUCAGCUAAAACAUCAUAAUGGGAAUCAAAAUUAAAUUUUAUCAAAAUCCAUAAUGUCACAAAUCUUGAGCAUUUAUAUGGAAACGGCAUAGUACCAUCGCUCUAGAAAUCUUUUUUACAAUAUAAUCACGCACAAAGUUACCUAAUAUUAAUAUUUAUUUUGACAAGACGUUUCAGGCUGUAUCCCUAUUAAAUGCUCUAGGUUUAAGAACUCUUUGAACAUCAAUGUAUCGUGAAAAGCUGACGAAAAAAAAAAACUUUGUGGUCAAGCAUCAAAUCCUAGGGUGCUAGAUGUAAGAAGAUAAUUUUUAACAGGAUUUAUGAAAAAGAGGAAAAGAUAGAACAAAAAUGAACAACGAUAUAGAACCAUAAAAUGUACAUAAAUUAAUUACUUAUUUAAAGUUGUCGGAAUUUUAUACUUACGGUAAAAUAUUCUUUGUACAGAUAAGAAUAUGAAAACGAGACUUUAGCCUUUAUUGCAGUGGGUAUUCGAAAUUUUGUGAUUAUUGUAGAAAAUUAUAGCUUUAUCUUAGUUUUAUGCCACUGCACAGUAAGGUUAAUCAAAAUUUACUGCCCAAAAAUGUGGUCGCACAGACAUAAUAGAUAAUAAAAGAGUUCCGUAGUUAUUAAUGUUAUAAGAAAUAUCUCGCAUUGUGUAUCCAAGAUAGUAGGCAAAAUCAACGAAUAAAUACUACAGAGGAUUGUUGAACAAUUUGUGUUUAAAAGUGGCUCGAACAAUAUGCUGAUAAUUUGAUGCCAUUAAUGGCAUAUUGAUUUCGCUUGUUUUUCAAGAGUAUCUUUGUCCAUUUUCUCCAAAACAAUUGAACUGAACAGUAAUCUCGUAUGUCUGCGGAACUUUUCCACUAGAAUUUAUGCUCAAUUCGUGUUUUACAAUAUGUACGUAUUUUUUUACAAUAUAUUAAAUAAUUAUAUUCAAUUCAGCAUAAUUAAUCAAUAACAAUGCAAUGUAAAAUUUUUACCGUCUCAAAUUUUCAGCUAACAUCGAAAUUAUAUUUUAUUGAAGUGAUUGAUGAUUGGUUUUGUAAUAAGGAAAAUAUUUUAAAUAUAUUUUUUGAUAAUACGUUAUUUUAUUUUUAAUACAUAUAUUAAAAAAUC